Molecule: messenger RNA, 4440 nt
Organism: Meleagris gallopavo (turkey)
Lineage: Eukaryota; Metazoa; Chordata; Aves; Galliformes; Phasianidae
Source: RefSeq, a predicted model, not a curated record
AACUCCUGCUUUUAUUUCUUUGUUUUGUUGAAUGGCUUUAGACUUGGCAUUGGCUUUUCUGACUGCAGAAUCCUAGUUGUGAUUGCAACUUCUUGCUGUUUAAUGAAUAUUUAAUUCCCAGCUUUUGUCGUGAUAUUUAUCCAUGUUUUUUCACAAUAGCGUCAUUCAUAGUCUUGACCUCAGGAAAAGGAUGCUUUUGAAGUAACAGUGUAUUUUAAGUGAAUUUGGAGAGAGGGAAACUACAAGCUAAAAGUUUAAAGCCUGUUAUUAUUUAACAUUUUCUUGCUCUUCACACUUUUCACAGUGCAUCUACAAACUCACCAGAGUGUGGUGGGGUGGACUUGAAAAAUAUUUUCCCAAGCCCCCUGAUUUUAGUUCUUGCAGUAGUGGAGAUUUCUCUGCUGGGCAAUCUGGUUUCUUUCUUAUCUAGUACUACUGAUAGUGCUGCUUCAAACCAUCAGACCACUACUGCUCCACUGCUGAGAAGUUUGGAAAAGGUUGAAGGGGAACUGGGUAAAAUAAGAUUACACUCACCAGCUGACAGCUUUUGAUAAGACAGCCCGCAUACUCCUUUGCUUUGUUUGCCCCCACAAAGUUUUCUGCUUUACUAUGCACUUAAACUGCAUAGUCUUAUAGAACCAAGUAAGUGACUUAUUUUUGCAGAUUUAGAUGAUGAGAGGGGAGCUUGGUCAUUUUAUUGCCGUGAAAGUGGGAAAAGCACUUGAGUAUGCUGUGAAGAGGAGAGCAUUCGGACAGUGGGCAGCAAGCAGCAUACUGUGGAAGCUAGUGCUACAAUGGGCUGUCCUGACAAGGUACUGCCUGGUGGGCUGGGUCACAACAGGGACUCAAAACUGAGUAGUUGCCUGCAAUUUCAGCAAGGAAACAGUGAAACAAUUUAAGAUGGUUCCUGGUUGGAGCAAAUACCCCUGGUCAAGCAACCUCCUGCACCUGUCUGAAUCUCCCCCCUUGCUGCCCCUCUCUAUAUUUACCCAGUGGGAACUUUCCAAGAAUGGAAGUGGGAAGAUAAAUGCCUGUGGGGGAUAAAUUUAGCCCAGGCUCCCUGGCCCUGCUCCCUGUGGUGGCAUUUCAGCUGUGAGCUUGACAGCCUGCGCCCUUCCAGUUGCGCAGAGUGGAUGUCCAUCCCUGACAGAGCAAGGGCUCUCUUUCUCUUCCCCCUCCCCUUUUUUUAUUUAAACCAAGGAAGAAUUCUCCAUGGGACCACGUCCGCUUUGCCUGUCUUGGGUGUGAGCAUCACUUGCCUCGCAGAGCCCAGAGAAGAUGAAGAUAAUGGAGAAAGUGAGGAGCUGAACCAAGCGGUGUCUGAGGACGAUUACCAAACCCUUGACAAGCUCUUGCACCAAGACAGAUACAAGAGAGUCAUCAACAACAGGAGUGGCUGGGGUGUUCCCAGCACCCCGCUGCGCCUGGCCGCCUCCAAGGGCCACCUCAGGAGCCUGGAGGUCCUCCUGUCUCACGGGGCAGAGGUGGACAGUCUGGACGUGAAGGCACAAACCCCACUUUUCACAGCAGUCAGCAAUGGCCACUUGGAGUGUGUGAAGGCGCUGCUGGAGGCAGGAGCUGGUCCCUCUGGCAGCAUCUACAACAACUGCUCACCGCUGCUGACCGCAGCUAGGGAUGGGAACGCUGAGAUUCUGCAGCAGCUCCUGGAGCAUGGUGCUGAGACCAAUGUCCAAGCGAGGGUGCCUGAGUGGGCUGCCAACUCCACUGCUUGUUCUGGUCCGCUUUACCUCGCGGCUGUCUAUGGGCACCUGGAAUGCUUUAGGUUGCUGCUACUCUAUGGUGCUGAUCCCAACUACAACUGCACUGAUGAGAGGAUGAUCGCACGCAUCAAGGAGCCCAAGACUCUGUUGGAGAUCUGCCUGAGGCACAGCUGCCGGCGUGAGUUCAUCAAGCUGCUUCUUGACUUUGGAGCCAAUGUGUAUUUGCCAAACAUCAAGAAGAUAGCACCUGGUAGUGAGGGCCUGGAACUGCUGUUGCAGGCAAGAGCUCAUCCCAAAUCCCUGAUGUCUCAGUCUAGGCUGGUGGUGAGACACAUCCUGAAGCAGGCUGGCCAUGCACAUGCCCUCAGAGAGCUGGACAUUCCACCAGUGCUGGUGAGCUACCUCCAACAUCAGCCUUAGCAGGGAAACACCAUGGAAGACACCUGCCCCAGAAAUAUGCCCAGUGCCUGAAUUAAAAGCUCCUCUGAUGCUGCUGUUGCACAGCACAAAACAGAUGUGAAUUUGUGGUUAAAAAGUUUUUUUUUUUUUUUUUUUUUGCAAAGUGUCUCUGAAAUCUGUAUGGAAAGAUAGUAAGAGAAGGAGGAGAGAAAACCAGGAGUCUUCAGCUCCUGCUAUGCACCAGGCACAUCAGAGUGAUGGCAGAGCAGGAUCUGAGCAAAGCUGCAGGUUGUUCUUCAGCUGUGUAUAAGACCUGUUUCCCACAGAGGUACUUUUAAAGAUACUUCCUUGGUUGUGCAGCGUGGUGAGAGCAGCGGGAGAUUGUUUCAGCCACAUUCAAAUGCCCUAACACUACCUAGAUGUGGCUGUCACUUCCACUGCACCCCUGUGCCAUCCCCUGACACCGGGUAAACGCAAAGGCUGUUCCCCAGUGGCCGUGCUUGUGGAUGACUCAGGCAGGAGUUGCACUUCAUGUUCCCAGACAAAAAUCCCUGAAGUCUGAAAUCCCACUUCUCUGCUCAAGGAGUAUCAUUAAAUGUCAUUUUACUCUUACUAAAAGUGAUUCAUGUUACUGCUGAGGGCUUAAGUAUCUCUCUUGGCUGAGUGCCUAUGAUUGUGCAGGAUUUUUAAAUUAAAAAUGCAUGCUAAUAUUAAACUAUUGCUAUCUGUUUGGUAAAAUAUUGUUAAACUGACCAUGGAAGAGACUAGAAACCCAGCCCAUGUUAUCUGGAAGUGACUGUUACGCCUGGCCGGCCUUCAUCAGGGAUACAUUCUGCUAACUGCUAGUUCUUUCAUUCCAGCAUUGCUGUUGAAAUGGAGGCAAAUGUAAGAGUGUGUGCUUCCAAACACCCUUGGCAGAGUGGGCCAUUGGCUUUGGUUCAGACUCCUGGUCACUAUUAAGCUCCUGCAAAAUGUCAGUGUGACAUCAGCUCUGCACAGGUUGCUGUCUGCAAAACACAAGUACAUCCUGCAUUUCAAAGGUUGUGGAGUCUAUUCAUUCGGCUGCAGGAAGUCUCUCAGGGGAAGCAUCCAGAUCCCUAAAGCUUGGCAUUCUUUGAAUUGGCUGAACAAUGCUUUGGAAAUCACUCAGUGGUGUGGGAAGUGAUUGCAUGUUGAUGGUGGAAUGGAGCUGCCUGAUUUGGUGGGUCUUGCUUAACAUAAAGCAGCCUCUUCCCAGGAGAGGAUUUAACAUCACAAGAAGUCAUUUCUCUACCAGCCUGCUCACACAUGGGAGCCCUAGCAGCAACAAAUCCCCAUGGCAGAUGCCCUCCACCUCCAAGGCAGUAGUGCUGGAGCUCUUUAUUCUGCUGCAUGUACUGUGUUGGGCACUCAGCUGAUGCUGUGAACUUCAUUAUUUCAGUCUGAAAUGCGCUGACACCCUGGGAAGUGUAAUAUCAUGGGAACUUCACAGGGGUGAUUCUUCCAGUUUGUAGGCUGCCCUGAGCAGUACCAGGCCUUCCUCUGAAGGGCCUGAGGUUAGCUUGUGCUGCUUGGGAAUCCUCCAGCGGCUUGUCCAGCACUAAUUCAUCUUCAGUGUUCAAGGUGGAAGAGUGAAGUUUGUUUCCUUUGCAAAGGCUGAUAUUGCUGUGUGAUCUUCAAGCUCUAUCUAUGUAGCAGCAUGCAUUGGUGCUGCAGCUGAGCACGUGUAAAUAACUCUUGCACUACUCUUGUUCUAGUCCUUAAUUUAAAAUCUUGGAUGGAAAUGAGGGCUUAGGUCCUGAUGUUGGAUUUCCAAACUGUUCUGAGAGCGGCUGGAGUCACACCAGUGCAGCUUUCUCCUCCACCCAACCACUCGUUCAUGUGUGGCGGGGUAAGAAAGUUCUGGGUUUGGGCUGUAGGAAGGGGAGCACAGCUGAGCCUCUGCUAUGGGGCUUCCACAGCGGGUGAGUUGUGUCUGCUGGGCCGAGAAGAUGGAGGACCCCGGCACCACACCACGGGCCAGGCGCAGGCGGAUAAUGAGUGUCGUAACGGGAAUGAAAUUGAAUAUUUGAAUGGCCGAAAAACGUCAUUUUCUCAGCAAUCAACCAAACAAGUACCAGCCGGUGGCCCUCGUGCCAGCUGCUCAUCUUCAUUAAUUACCGGACAUUUUGUGAUCAGGAGCGGUGCCGCGAGCAGCAGGCACUGCACCAGCCGCUCCGCCUUUCUCACUUUCUGAGGCACCUCCUCACGUUCUGGCUCGCGGCGGUUCAGCUGGGGACGAGGAGCGGGCAGCGACGCUCGGCUCCCCGUACGGAGCGGCCUUUCUCCCCGCCCUACCGUG